Molecule: messenger RNA, 2070 nt
Organism: Elaeis guineensis (African oil palm)
Lineage: Eukaryota; Viridiplantae; Streptophyta; Magnoliopsida; Arecales; Arecaceae
Source: RefSeq, a predicted model, not a curated record
GCUCGAUUGCGAGAAGAGGAAACACUUUUCCCUCUCCAUUUCUCCUCUUUUCUCAAUUCUGUUCUACCUCCCAAAAUUUCGACCACUGUUCCUCCGAGAAGAAGAGAAGAAGAGAAAACGAGUAGAGGAGAGAAGGAAGGAGAAGAGGAAGAAGGGAGAUGGAGCUGAGACCGGUGCCGGCGAGCGUCGCCAAGCAAGCGGAGCUCCGGAAACUCGAAGGCAACGCCGCCUUCAAGAAGGAGCGCAUCGGCGCCGCCAUCGACGCCUACACCGAGGCAAUUACUCUGUGCCCAAACAUCGUGGUGUAUUGGACAAACCGGGCACUCUGCUAUCAGAAGCGGAAGGAGUGGACAAAAGUUGAAGAGGAUUGCAAAAAAGCUCUCGAACUUGACAAGGAUUCUGUUAAGGCUCACUAUAUGCUAGGGCUUGCAUUACUAGAAAGGCAAGAAUAUGCUGGGGGAGUCAAAGAAUUGGAGAAGGCUUUUGAUCUUGGGAGAGGGACAAACCCUGUGGGCUGUAUGGUGGAGGAGAUUUGGCAGAGUCUUGCCAAAGCAAAAUACAUGGAAUGGGAACAUUCAUCCAGCAAGCGUUCAUGGAGGCUGCAAAAUUUGAAGGAAACCUGUGAGAAAGCUUUGGCAGAGUAUCAUUUUCUGGGUGAUUCCCUAGCUGAAGAUGCCUCUGAAGAUGCUGCAAAUGAUCACUGUGCACAACUUGAACUGCUAAAGGAGGUGUUUAGUAAAGCUGCACUAUUAGACACACCGACACAGGUGCCUGACUACCUGUGCUGUAAGAUUACACUUGAUAUCUUCCGGGAUCCUGUUAUCACACCAAGUGGUGUUACCUAUGAAAGGGCAGUGCUUCUUGAACAUCUUAAGCAGGUAGGCAAGUUUGACCCACUCACAAGAGAGCCACUUGAACAACACCAAUUGGUACCAAAUCUGGCCAUCAAGCAAGCUGUGCAAGUGUAUCUGAAUGAGCAUGGUUGGGCUUAUAAGAUGAGCUGAUGGUCCUUUAGUAGAGGUCAAAUGUCGUCAGGCUAUCAUUCAGUCUGGAGUCGUCAAGCCAAACUGAUACACAGCAUUUUACCCCUUUUGUAUUAUUGAUGCCAUCAUUGGCUUCAGCAGUGGUGAGGUGUUUUAUUUUCGGUAUUAUUCCUUCCACCAUUAUAUGAAAAAACUUUGUUUCCGGGGACUGGUUGUAUAAACAUUUAUGAGUUUUUGGUGUACAGUCUGAUUGUUGUAGUGGUCUGAGAAACUCGGCUUGAGUGUUAUAUCAAAAUACACCAACUAAUUCAGCCAGUGGCAAAGGUUGCCCAAGGGUUUUGUAUUGAUGGAAUUUCUUUUUCACUUUCCAAUGUAGUGAAUUCUGUUAUCUCAGAAUAAUGGGAAAUCAGUCCGGAAUGUGCAACAAGGAAUCCAAAUUCCUUUUCAGAAUAUGCAUGCCAACAACCAAAUUGUUUUGAAAUAUGCAAUGUGGGACUGGAACAUGUUUUGUUUAUUGUUUCAAUGGACUUGGUGUAAAGGUAUUAUCUUUUUGGCCUACAUAAACACCCCUUCUCCCCUUUUUUUCGAGCCAAAUAAGGUUUCCACGACUCUUCACUCUAAGAAAGUUGAGCAUAAUUUUGAAAUGGGUUUGCAGCAAGACAAAUUUCUCAGGUAGCAUGAUUCCGGAUAGGAAUGUUGAAGUUUACUGUGCCAUCGAUCAUCUCCGGCCUUUGUAUUUGAGCACCAUGGUACUGCAGAAUGAUGUUGAAAUUACAGGCAUCCAAAAUCAACAACUUCAAGAAGGCAUUGUAGGACCAACAACCAAGGUAGUUUCCUGAAAUAUCAGAACCUAGUUGAGAUAUCUGAGGAACUAGGGUUGGGAUGGUUUAGGGGAAGAGAGACACGGCCUAAAAGGAGAGAAAAAACACCAUUGUGAUAACUUCAAAAGUGAGAGUCAUCAUCAUAUAUGGAAAGUAUAUUUUAGAUAGCAGCUGAGGAUGAGAAUUUCUUUCAGAAUAACCUCUGUACAUCAUUGAUUCAUUCUUGGAUGAUAAAAAGGGUAAAAUACAAGUAUGAGACAAAGAAA